AUGGGAUUUCGUCGCAGCGAGGAGAAAGUGGGACAUGAAACUGGUUGCACGGUUCGUCGCUACGAGUGUCAUUUGUGCAAGGAAUUCUCUACACUGGAUAAGAACGAUUUUACACGUCAUUUGCGCGUGCAUACCGGUGAGAGACCAUUCGAAUGCGCCCGAUGCUCAAAGAAAUUCAGUCACCCAACUGCUUUGAAAAACCACCGCAAAUCUCACACCAAUCCUCGUCCUCGUCCACUGAAAUUCAAGUGUUCAUCUUGCUUCAAGAACUUCGCCCAACAGAAGGAACAGGAAAAUCAUGAAGCCAACUGCAAGCGACACGGAUACCGAUGCCAUUUGUGCAAGACCUACACAACUGACCAAAAAGGAGAUUUAAUGAAGCACAUGCGAGUCCACACUGGCGAAAAGCCAUUCCGAUGUGAAAUAUGCUCGAAGGGCUUCUCGCGAAAGACACAUCUCAACCAACAUAAGAAGAUUCACAAGUUCCAAUCCAAGCACAAACCACAACGCGGAGCAUCGACUACACGUCAAACGUGUUCAUUGUGCGAUUAUGUCACUGACAUUAAAACCAAUUUGAAGAAUCACAUGUUCAAGCACACUGGUGAACGACCAUUUCCAUGCAACAUGUGCCCGAAACGAUUCAUCCAAAAACAACAUCUCCAAUCGCACCUGAAAACACACUUCGAUGAAUUUCUGAUCAGCUGCUCAAAUUAUUCGCAAGGAUUUCAUCGCAGCGAGGACAAGGUGGAACACGAAACUGGUUGCAAGUUACGUCGCUACGAGUGUCAUCUGUGUCAGGAAUUCU
Molecule: messenger RNA, 805 nt
Organism: Sitodiplosis mosellana (orange wheat blossom midge)
Lineage: Eukaryota; Metazoa; Arthropoda; Insecta; Diptera; Cecidomyiidae
Product: gastrula zinc finger protein XlCGF7.1-like
Exons: 4
Source: RefSeq, a predicted model, not a curated record